This is a messenger RNA of Theobroma umbraticum, 1848 nucleotides long. RefSeq names its product acyl carrier protein 1, chloroplastic-like. The record is from RefSeq and is a predicted model, not a curated record. Gene Ontology annotation, biological process: fatty acid biosynthetic process. Lineage: Eukaryota; Viridiplantae; Streptophyta; Magnoliopsida; Malvales; Malvaceae. Gene Ontology annotation, molecular function: acyl carrier activity.
UGGUGGCGGUGGGACCAUUUAAUUUUUCAAUCUGCCACCAACAAUGCUACGCACACUCGUUUACUUUCUAGAACCCGAAGAGACAGCAGCAUCAAAGUUUUUGGACCUCUUUAUAGCCUUGGUUAUGGUUUCGAAUGACAACUUGCAGCCAAUAAAAGCCCAGCAUUACCAAUCCAAUUCUAUGCCAAGGCACUGUCUUCUCUGAUCUGAAUAAGGGCAAACGGAUGACUACAAUAGAAGCGGCAGUGCACGAUCUCUUUUGAUCUUAUCAUUAAUUUAUUUUUCACUCUUCAUUCUUAUUUUGUUUUGUCAUUGUUUGAGGUGUAAUAUUGGAAGGAUAUGUAAAUUUUUGUUCCACUUUCAACGCAAGCACAUGAUAAGUAGCUGCUGGUGAUAUGCAUGCAGAAAAGAAAAAUCAAACGGUAGCCGCAUGCAUGCAUUCAAAGAAGCAAUGGGCUGUCCGUGAGAAUGCAUUCUAUAGCUAGCACUGUGGAAUCCUCUGCCAAUCCUUUCUUCCACUGGAUCCUUGGUGAAGACUGUGACUUCAUGGUUGCUGCUACAUAUAUUUACCAUAGAGAAAAUGCCACGGAGCAGGCGUGUACGUCGUUUACAUAGUUCCUUGGUGUGGCAAAUUUGGACCAAAAGUCCUAAGGGGAAAGGGAUAAGGUAGCCAUAGAUCGUAGACCUACCAUUAUAUUUUAAGCAUAUAUAAACAGAGAAAUUAACCAUAGUAGAACUGUAAAAGUGCUUUCAAUUGCUAAAGAAAAGAACGGAGGGCUUCUCCCAAGAGCUAGCUAGAAAUUAACCAUAGUAAAACUGUAAACUGCUUUCCAUUGCUAAAGAAAAGAAGGGAGGGCUUCUCCCAAGAGCGAGGUAGCAGUCUUUGCUUGAAAACCAUCCAUCUCUCCGUAUUCAUUUUUUCUCUACAUAAAACCACAUGUACCUAGAGGACCAUUCAACAGGUCAAAUGUUAUCGUACUUGGACUUCAGGCACUAAAUUCCUGCAGGUGCCGCUGCAGAAGAAAAUCUAGUUGCAAACAGACCUGCUUUGUUGCCUAUUUAUGCCUAUGAAAAUGCUGUGCUAGGUCAGAGCAGGGCUGCUGAGGCUUCUAUAUCUUACCUCAUGGCGUAUUUCUUGUAAGCUUUUCGUAACUGACGAUUUCCUGAGAUAAUAUAUAAAAUUGCGGCUUUCGCAAUUGAGGAGCAGGGAAAAUGUAACGGUGAGCCCAAACUACUUUGGAGCUGCCGUGCCACAAGCCGACAUUGUACUUGCUUGGAAGUGGCCGCCCAAUUCCAAGACCCUAAAACAAAAUCAAACAUUGGAAUCAUCAUCAGCUCUUCAUGUAACUCCCUGGCCAGCUUCUGACCUUAUUCAAAUGGCUGCCUUUGCUUCGACCUCUGCAUGUACAUUGGCCACCCUUGCUCCAAUUCCCCGAGCCGGUGGAUCUAUUUCUCAGCACAAAAGUUUCACUACCAUUGGAGGUCGUGUAUUUAAUGGGUUAAAGCUUGUUCCAAAGAUUCAAUUCUCAAAGGACAUAAACAAGUUUUCUACUCGGUCCAGCUGCUUCAAGACUGCAAUUUCAUGCUCUCUUGCUCAACCUGAGACAUUGAAAACCGUCCAAAACACAAUUGCUAAGCAAUUGUCAAUUGAUGUGAGCACGGUGACACCUGAAACCAAGUUUGCUGACCUGGGUGCUGAUUCCCUUGACACGGUGGAGAUAAUGAUGGCAUUGGAGGAACAAUUCGGAGUUUCAAUUGGAGAAGGUGGAGCCGAGAACAUUGCAACUGUCCAAGACGCUGCAGACUUGAUUGAGAAAGUGAAGCCUGCUGCAUAGGCCACUUGGAGCA